AUGCUAUCAACCAUUUGUAAACUGGUUUCACAAACAGUUGCUGAUCAAUUAGUGGAAUUUUAUACAACAACAUUGUUAACGGAAAAUCUUCUUACAGAAGAAAUUUUCUUGGCCAAUGCUCAAGGUGUGCGUGAUCAAUUCACAAAUACAACGAGGAAUUCAUUUCUAACAUCAUUAAAUGCAAUACGAGCAAUAGUACAAGGCAAUGGAAUUGUUAAUCGUCUCGGAACAAAUUUUAAACUUGGAGCUGACCACAACAACACUCACAUUCAAGCAAGUAGUCCAAUUUCAUAUUCAUCGUAUCAGUGCUCAUGUGCUCUAUCAUCAUAUUGUACAAUGAUAACCAGCAUUUCUUCCGCAUAUCGCGGUGAUCUAUCCUACAAUUCAAUUGAAUUUCCGCAUAGUAAAGUGAUUCUAGCUAAUCUUACAUUUCUUGUUACCGGCAUUAAUGUCGGAUGUUUUGUUCUCGACGCUGUUCUUCAAUCAAAUCUGUCUUGUUUGUACAACACAUCAUGCUUAUCUCAGUUGAACACGUAUUUAACCGACUCAUUAUAUCCAUAUAAUGCAACUGCACUGCUGAAUUCUUCUCCUUCUUAUUCACCUCAAACAAUUGGUGAAUUAGCUGAUAACUUAAUGGUUGACAACUGGCUGUUUACUCCAUCCUACGAAGCGUAUUUCACUGCAUGUAAUCCGCCGUCGUGCACUUAUACAUAUACUCACCAGUUUGACAUUAUUUAUGUUAUCACAACUACAGUUGGUUUCAUUGGAGGGAUUGUUACGAUACUAAUGCUGCUAACGGUGCCACUGGUUACAUUUAUUCGACGACGAAUAUUCACACAAGGCCGUCUCUCUCCAUCGCUUAUUGAUGACGAUCAUACAACGGCAGCAGCGUCAGAUGGAAUUAGAGUACACUUACGUGUAUUAUUCAUAAACAUCAAAGAAGCGGUUAUCAAUUUAAAUCUAUUUAAAGAUCCAGAAAAGCAAAGUGAUCAUGAUCUGCAGAAUCAACGUUUUUCAACGUAUGCCUUUCUCAUUUCAAUGGUAGCAACACUAUGCAUUCUUAUUCUCUACACUACACUACAAUUUGUAGCAAAAACUGUGACCGUCAAACAACCAACAGUCGAAGUAUACACCAGAUUGCAACAGCAGUAUCCACAAACACUCGUUUGUCCAUGUACACAAAUCUCAAUUAAAAAUGAAAAGUUUAUCUCAUUUAACCCUACAUUUCAUCAAAUAUGUCAAUCGGAUUUUGUAACAACUAAUUGGACAAAUUAUCUGAUUCACCAAACUGUUAUUCUUAACGGAGACGACUUGCGCGACUAUGGUUCUACUUUCUUUCCGACGUUGGCAUCAUUUUGUGAUCUAACGCUACAGACUAUUCAAAAUGCUCUACUAAUAUUUAAUUCGAUAAUAUAUGUUACACGAAAUGUACAACAAAAAGAUGUGUUUCAAUCACAAAGCGACCAGAUUGUCAAUCUAUUUAUUCGAACAACAAGUAGUUCAUUUCUUCAACUACUGUCGUUGAAUCUACAGCUAACCACAGGCAAUGGUUUACUUACUGGUAAAUCCCCAAACUGGAAAUAUACUAUAAUAAAUGAUAGCACAGAUCAUUCGUCAGAUCUCGUAUUUUAUCCACGGUUCUUCAUGGAUGUUAACGGCAAUUGCUCAUGUAAAACACAUCCAACAACUUGCGGUGAACAAUCGGGUAUUAUAGAUACAGACUCUGAGCAUAUGUACGUCAUUCCAGGUUUUAGAACAGGUUGUUUGACAGUUGUGACCCUGUUCACAUCAACAUUAGAAUGUUAUUUUGAUCAAUCAUGCUUGGAUACAAUUUACACUUUAAUUUACUCAACAUCCUUUUUUCCAUUUAAUGCUACAGCAAUGAAUUAUUCAUCUUCUGCUAGCCGUUACAAUACAACAACAAAAAUACAGGAAAUUAUUGAACAGUUGAUGAUUGAACAGUGGAAUAACGUAACAUCAUUUGAUUCAUAUUUCUCUGAAUGUAAUCCAGAUAGUUGCACUUAUAUCUACAAUAAGCAGGCUGAUUGGAUUUAUGUUAUCACGACAAUUGUUGGUUUAGUUGGCGGAUUGACAACUGUUCUUCGAAUUCUCAUACCACCACUCGUGGCAUUUAUCAGACGAAAAAAACGUCUUGUUACCGAACUCGAUAGCUAUGUUAAAAAUCCUACUCAGGACCAGUUUAACACACUCUACCAACGAUAUCCAAACACAUUACAAUGUCCAUGCACUACACUGUCAAUUCAAUAUCAAAGCUUUAUUCAAUUUCAACCUCAACUGCAUCCACUCUGUCAAAGUAGCUUCAUUACAUCACAAUGGUUCCAGAUUGACUAUGCAGCUGAGCUACUUGGUAAUGCACCCAGAUUUCGUACAAAAGUCGAUGAUUUUCGUCAUAUCGCUGGCCUAUUCUUUCAAAUGUUAUACUCUUUCUGUCAACUGUCACUGCAAACAAUUGACACUGCAUUAGUUACAUUUAAUUCUACUGCAUUUAUAACACCAAAUCUAGUACCGCUGGCACAAUUUCAAGUGCAAACAAAUCAGUUUGUCAAUCAGUUUACUCAAAAUACGGCUCGUUCAUUUGCUAGUACGCUAAGUCUAAUCAACAAUAUGACGCAAGCAAAUAUGUUAGUUUCAGGUCUGUUGACCGAUUCAAUAUCUACUAUUUAUCCACAAUACUAUUACCUUGAUUACGAAUAUGUAUAUGAUCGACGAGAUCAAGAAUACAAUUCAACUGGCAUUGAAUGUGAUUGUGAAGAAACACCCUAUUGUAUUCAACAGGCAGUUGUUUAUGAUAGCAAUAGUGGUAAAAAUAUUCUAUUUCACACGCCAGGUAUCUACGUUGGCUGUUACAUAGUUGAAGCCUUACUACAAAGUGAUUUACAAUGUUUCUUUGAUUUUGAUUGUUUACAAUCGUUACUAAAUGCAUUAAGUUCGGCAUAUUCAAAUGUUUCCGCCAUUGUCUUACCAAACUCAACUCAUUACGCAGCUGAUACGCCGAUGCAGGUUAUCGUUCAGAAUUUGAUGGUUGAAGAAUGGAAUAAUGACACGUCAUAUGAUUCAUAUUUCAACAUAUGUCGACCGGAUCAUUGUACAGCUAUGUACGUUAGUCGUGGAAAUGUUGUUUACAUAAUUACAACGACGAUAGGACUCAUUGGUGGCUUGACAAAAGUUAUGCAUCGUUAUGGUCAAACACCCUUAAAGUUACCGUUUAUACCACCAUCAAUGAUUGAGCAAUUAUUACAAGUUUACCAUGAUAGUCCAAUCAGUGGACAUUUAGGUGUUAACAAAACCUGA
Didymodactylos carnosus is the source of this 3312-nucleotide messenger RNA. NCBI's taxonomy places the organism in Eukaryota, Metazoa, Rotifera, Eurotatoria, Philodinida, Philodinidae. The record is from the annotation of a GenBank genome assembly.